This is a messenger RNA of Populus euphratica (Euphrates poplar), 1121 nucleotides long. Its product is annotated as protein LATERAL ORGAN BOUNDARIES-like. The record is from RefSeq and is a predicted model, not a curated record. The coding region runs from base 53 to 742 and encodes 229 amino acids. Lineage: Eukaryota; Viridiplantae; Streptophyta; Magnoliopsida; Malpighiales; Salicaceae. The transcript is spliced from 2 exons.
CCUUCACACCCGUUAAUCUCUCUCUCAUCUCAAGCUGCCGGGAUCUUAGCUCAUGAAACCGCCUGCUUGUGCAGCUUGUAGGCACCAACGUAGGAGAUGUAGACCAGAUUGCCCCCUGGCUCCGUUUUUUCCUCCUGAGAAAGCAAAAGAUUUUGAGGCUGCUCACAAGCUUUUUGGGGUACAUAAUAUUGCCAACAACCUCAAGAAAAUAAUCCCCGAACAGAAACCUGAGUCUAUUACAUCUAUGGUUUAUGAAGCUAAUGCUCGAGUUAGAGAUCCUGUUAGUGGGUGUACUGGCAUCAUUUCAAGAUUGCUGCAGAAUAUUAACGCUGUCAAGGUUGAACUUGAGUUUGUGCAAGCUCAAGUGGCCUGCUUUCAUACCCUGCAACAACAACUUGGAGACCAAAAUGUUGUUGAUAAUGUAGGCUUUGUGGACUUUCUUCAAGAAAACAGUAGUGCUAAUAUUGUCCAAUCUCUUAAUCAAGAUUGUAACUUUUUGUAUGAGAAUCUUCAGAACCCUCAACAACUUCAAGAAUCCAGUUUUGCUCAAGAAACUAAACUGUUUGAUGGUGUUCAUCAAGGGAUUUCUCUCUCUAUUGGCCAGCCUGCUGUUAAGCCUGAAAGGCGUCCAUCAUCAUCACCAUCCUCUUCAAAAGUACAUGGGAAGCAACCUCUCCAGGAUUUCCAUAGAGGUUUAAAACACGAUGGAAAAUCAUGCCAACACGAGCAGUGGACAAUCUAAAGGAUGAUACCAUGGUAUUUUCUCGGAAAACUGAUAAAUGACAAAGAUUAGACUGUAAAGUGUUGCAGUAGCUCUGCUCAGGUUUCUUAUAAUUUUGAUUGUUAUAUACCGAGAGGAGACACGUGCCAGCAGGAAAUUCAUACAGUGACAUGUUUGAUAGAUUUGCAUUACACAACUUAGCUUCUUUUUUUACAUUGGUAGGAGAGAAUUACACUGUUUCGUGCCUUCUGUGAUUAUGGUCUCAUUUAGUCAUUUGAGUUUAGCAAUGUCAUUGAAUAGCACAAUCUUAAAUUUCUGUUGCACCUGUAAACCUGCACCCUGCUGGAAGUUCACUUUUGAUAUUUUCUGUAUAUGAAAGUGGAGUUAACUUUGAUAUGAA